Neltuma alba is the source of this 2450-nucleotide messenger RNA. Its product is annotated as heterogeneous nuclear ribonucleoprotein 1. The transcript has 6 exons. Lineage: Eukaryota; Viridiplantae; Streptophyta; Magnoliopsida; Fabales; Fabaceae. The record is from RefSeq and is a predicted model, not a curated record. Gene Ontology annotation, biological process: regulation of translation. Gene Ontology annotation, molecular function: mRNA binding. Bases 462 to 1958 code for a protein of 498 amino acids.
UCCCCCUUUUAGUCUUGAGAAAACGAAACGAAAAAAAAUCAUCUUCCACCAUUCUCAGUCCCUAUAUAAUUUACACAGCAAGCGUCUCGCAGUUUCUCCUUCGCCUUCUCUUCAUAAAGCUUCUGUUUUUCCCGAUAGUUUGUAUAUACGCAUUCUUCCAAUCGGUUUGGUAACUGAAUUUGCAUUCGUUAAUCUAAUUUAAGAUAACUGGAAGACGAAUGAACGAGCGGGGAGGCAUAGGAAGAUAAUGAACCUUCCCUCUGUCCUUAAUCUUAUUGUGCCUCCCCUCAGAUCUUAGUUUUCUGCGAGAUUUGGCGUCUUCGCCUUUUUUGAAUCGGAGUGCUUAAUUCUGGGUUUGAUUUACCGAUAGUUAAAGGAUCCGAUGUUUUUUGAUUGAAUCCAGGACCAUCUGUAUUUCUGUGGUAAAUACAGUUUCUGAGUUUGCCACAGUUUGAGAUAAAAUGCAAUCCGACAAUGGUAAGUUAUUUAUUGGUGGGAUAUCAUGGGACACAAAUGAAGAGCGGCUUAGAGAUUAUUUCAGUUCUUAUGGGGAGGUCGUGGAAGCAGUAAUUAUGAAGGAUCGGACAACAGGUAGAGCCCGUGGAUUUGGUUUUGUAGUUUUUGCAGACCCAACUGUUGCUGAGAGAGUCAUAAAAGAGAAGCACAACAUUGAUGGAAGGAUGGUUGAGGCCAAGAAGGCUGUUCCAAGGGAUGACCAGAGCAUACUGAGUAGAAACAGUGGUAGCAGCAACCAUGGUUCUCCUGGUCCAGGCCGCACGAAAAAGAUAUUUGUUGGUGGUUUAGCGUCCACAGUUACAGAGAGUGAUUUCAAGAAGUACUUUGAUCAAUUUGGGACAAUAACAGAUGUUGUAGUUAUGUACGAUCACAACACUCAGAGGCCAAGAGGCUUUGGAUUUAUCACUUAUGACUCUGAAGAAGCUGUUGAGAAGGUCUUAUUUAAGACCUUCCAUGAAUUGAAUGGUAAAAUGGUUGAGGUCAAGCGUGCAGUUCCUAAGGAACUAUCACCUGCACCAAGCCGAAGCCCACUCGCUGGAUAUAACUAUGGUAUGAAUAGGGUCAAUAAUUUCCUAACUGGCUUCACGCAGGGAUAUGCUCCAGGUGCUGUUGGAGGCUUUGGACUCAGGGUGGAUGGUAGAUUCAGUCCUGUUGCAAGUGGUCGAAGUGGGUUUUCACCAUUUGGAUCUGGUUAUGGAAUGAAUAUGAAUUUUGAGCCCGGUUUGAGCCCUGGAUUUGGAGGGAAUGCAAAUUUCAAUAACAGUCUUAGUUACGGUCGGGCAAUAAAUCCAUAUUAUAUUGGAAGCUCAAAUAGGUUUGGGAGUCCUAUUGGAUAUGAUGGUAAUAAUGGAGGAAACAACUCUUUCUUCAGCUCUGUAACUCGGAACUUGUGGAGAACUGAUAGUCUUAAUUACGGAACAAGUUCUGCUAACUCCAGUGCAUACACAGGAUCAGGAAGUGGGAAUGUUGGAGGAAGUAUUUAUGGCAAUGCUGGAGUCAGUUGGGGUUCUUCAUCAAUUUCUGCCCAAGGUACAAUGAACAAUGUGUCACAGAUUAGUGGUGCUAACCUCAGCUUUGGGGUAGAUGACAAUGGUUAUGGUCUGGGAACCGGAGGUUAUGGAAGAAACAGUGGUACAAAUAUUGCUCCGACAUCAUCACACUCUGCAUCAAAUGGUGCUUUUGACGGAGCUUUUGCUGAUUUAUACAAUAGUAGUUCAGUUUAUGGGGAUGCCACUUGGCGGUCUUCAAAUUCUGAGCUAGAUGAAUCUGGUCCCUUUGGUUUUGGGCUUGGUGCUGCAGCUUCAGAUGUUUCUGCUAAAAGCUCUCCUGGUUAUGUUGGUGGUUAUACUGUUAAUAAGAGACAGCCAAAUAGGGUCCAUGAGGGAAUUGAGAGAAAUAUGAGUCUUAAUAUUGGGUGCAUGGAUACAGGAAUUGCUACAUAGGAAGGUCAUUUUGAAGACACGAACGAAAUUGUAGGUGAAGAUAAAAGCAGUGAAGCAGAUGAAUUGUGAAUUUUGCAGAUCACUGUGUUACUAUAUUAUUUUUAUGAAAGACAUAAGAUGUUUGAUUAUGUAGAACUAACUGGAGUGCCUAUUUUGAGGAUGUCAGAUCAGAUAUAGAGAUAAAAGUUACAAAGGGAAUGUUAAGGCUUUGGGAGUUUUGGGUUAUGGUUUUAGGAUUUAAGUUUUUGGGAUUUGAGAGUGAGGUGUAAAAUCAGAUUGCGGGAAAUAGUUGGAAGUGUAUCAUGCAUUCACUUUUGUGGCGGCAAAUAUUAAAAGAUAAGCAGCACUUCUUUUACAUUUUUUUAAUUUGGUUCUUGUUGGUAAAGUUUUAAUCUGUGAUGUCUCAAAAGGUUGUGUUUGUUUCCUCAAUCAUUUUGGUUGUUUUUGACUUUGUUGUUAGACUGUAGCAAGGUUUUAAUUGAUUUCUAGUGA